GUCUGAUCCAGGACUCUUCUCCACCUUCCUUCAAAAAAGGACUCUUCUUCAAUCCGUUCUCCGGUCUCGAGGAAUCCUCUUCGGCGAUGGCAACUCCUUCGCCCUCCUCCUAUAAGAACCUCCUCCUCGCGCGAGCCACCUGAUUUGCUGAGAUCGUGGUAACACGCAAGUGCGGCGCGGAGCUCGCUCAAGGUCGAUGCGCCCCGUGGUGGUGGCGUUCGAGGCGGGUCGGCCCGAGCUGGGUCUAUCCAACCGCCGUCGCCAGCCAUGUGUUCUUGAUCCCGUGGACGACCUCACCGACAACAAGCAGGAUAGCUACGAUGAAUUGUGGACGGGCCCAGCAGCGUCCUAUGUGCGGGCGCCGGCGACGUUCUUCGCCUUGUGGACGUGUUCCACGUCGAUCCCGGCGAGGACGUCUACAUCUCCGUCCCCAGGGCUUCUAUCAACACCACGAGGUCACCGACAUCACCGCUGGAUGCGCCACAUCUUGCCCUCCCCUACUGCUAGCCAAUGGGCUGCUGCUCUCCUAGACGAGCUAUGUUGGCCGCCCACAGGGUGUUUGACGGAAUUCCCAUCAAGGAUGGCAUCACUUGGGCGACCAUAGACUUCGAUGGAGGUUUCCACGACGAAGCAGUAAGUCUUUUGACCUGCAUGUGUCACGAAUGACAGGGACUCAUUGGUGCUAUGCUCGUCCAUGCCAUUGUGGCUGUGUUUGGCUGAGCAAACCAAGGAACUUCAGUGAGCUGUUGCACGCGCAUAAAGAGAGCCUGCAAUGAUGUAGGUAGUUCGGCCUGCUACGCCGGACGCGAGGUUGCCAUCAAGAUGUCAGCAAGCCAUUUAAAGCUGGAAAGGAGUGAUAUGAUUCAUGCCUCUUCACACUGUAUACAAUCUGAUGAAGAGGGAAUCAAGGUUCUCUUCUUCUGUCCUGUGAAUAUUUUGUUUUCUAUUUGUAGAAAAACAAAGCAGCAAGCCUCCUCGCAGCUUCCAUUAAAAACCCAUGUGCCAGAAAGUUCUUAGCAUGAAACCAAGUACUACCACAUUUCUGAACUGUGUAUUUUAGUGAAAUCUCUUGGAGUUUAUGGAUCUGGUGGAACAAAUAUUGUUUAGACAUGAUUGUUUUUCUCCAUAGUUACUUUCUAAAUCAUUAUUAUUAUUCUCCUAAUAGUAUACUCUCCAUUUCAUAAAAGUGCAAUUUGAUUUGAGAAUCCGGGGAUGGACGAGACAGGUUUGUACCAAACAAUUUCCUCGGAAAUUUCUUACAAUCCCCUACAAAAUAGACAGUAUGACUAUUAGGAGAACUGUUUGCAAGGGGAUGGACGAGACAGGUUUGUACCAAACAACUUCCUUGGAAAUUUCUUACAAUCCCCUACAAAAUGGACAGUAUGACUAUUAGGAGAACUGUUUGCAAGGGGAUGGACGAGACAUGUUUGUACCAAGCAAUUUCCUUGGGAGUUCUUACAAUCCCCUACAGAACCAUCCUUUUCUUUGUAGGGAAGCAAAUAUUUUGGGUUGUAUCAUACUAACGUGAGACGGAAUGGAUCAGUAUGAGGUGUUGGAUCAGACUUGGAAGGGCUCUUUGGCUCUACACUCCAGGUAUGUCUCCAAGGUUGCAAGGGAUAUGACAUUGCCUUUGUUGUGCUCGGGAAUAAGUGGUCAUGAAAAAUACAGCUCCGCAACUCUGCAACCAAAAAAGCUCUCUGAACUUGCCGCUGAUUCAUCUAACUGCUCCUGCUGCUCUUGGCUGCCUUCGGAUGAAGGUACUGCUUCGGUGCUAGAUUGGAUGGAUAAGCAAGAAAGCAAACCGAAUGGGAAAAGAUUGGGAGCAUAUGCAUUGGUUUGGAAACUAAAAAAAGGAGAAGAUAAGAGUAUGUGGUGGACAAAGGUCACCCGUUUAUCAACAACUAGGUGCCGGCUUCGUUUUUUAAAGCAAGACUUCCAAAAUAUUAUUUUGUGAAUGUAUAAAUUUGUAUCUAAUAAAAUUGAGCAGGUUGACUUUUACACUGAUUGUGUAAUAUUGACAUAUUCUUAUCAGUUUUUUUCAAGCUUUUCUAUUGUUACUA
Molecule: messenger RNA, 2060 nt
Organism: Triticum aestivum (bread wheat)
Lineage: Eukaryota; Viridiplantae; Streptophyta; Magnoliopsida; Poales; Poaceae
Exons: 3
Coding region: 1535-1954 (139 amino acids)
Source: RefSeq, a predicted model, not a curated record